AUGUCUUCAGGACAAUAUUAUACAGAUUAUACAGAAAAGGAUUCCUUUUUCGUUGAUUCUAAUGAAAAUAUAAAAAUCGAAGUUUUACAUUUUCCUCCCACUAAUAUCAUAUCGAAUUAUCCACCAAUUAUAUUCAUUCAUGGAGCAAAUAUUGCGGCUUGGGCUUGGGAUAAUUUUUGUCGAUGGUUUUCAAAUAAAGGACAUGAUUGUUACGCUAUGAGUUUUCGAGGACAUGGAAAUA
Molecule: messenger RNA, 241 nt
Organism: Funneliformis geosporum
Lineage: Eukaryota; Fungi; Glomeromycota; Glomeromycetes; Glomerales; Glomeraceae
Source: the annotation of a GenBank genome assembly